AUGCAGAACCAGGUGGAGAGGCCCAGCAGCGUGGUGAGGCAGUUGGCUGCCGUGCACAAGGUGUUGCUGGACGCUGGGGAAUCCCUGAACGAGGUGGUGGCGCACCUGUCGCUGGUGUACGCGGCCGAAGCGGUCGUCACGGUGUUGUUCACGGGCCUGCUGACCGCUGGUCUCUUCCUGGACGACUCGCCCCUGCCGUUCUCCCCUGCAAUCCCUAUGAUUUACUUGCCCUUGUUGGCCAAUGUUUUCAACCUGUUGCUCGUCGUCUUUUGGUGCCACGACACUAUUUUGAAGUUGCUGCUGUUCUCACAACAGCUGCUGGAUCGAAAGCUACAACUCACAUCCUCCAGAUGUUUUUCUAUGGAUGUCUCCUUUAUAUUCUCGGUAGCUGAGGUGGUGAGCUCCUAUAUGGUUGUACUGUUACAGGAGCAGUAUGAACCGACUAAGAGUCCAACACAGCAGGCAGUUACGAAAGAAAUACAACAUUCUGUCGACUAGCUCCACGGCCUACCCACUA
Molecule: messenger RNA, 517 nt
Organism: Schistocerca americana (American grasshopper)
Lineage: Eukaryota; Metazoa; Arthropoda; Insecta; Orthoptera; Acrididae
Exons: 4
Coding region: 1-498 (165 amino acids)
Source: RefSeq, a predicted model, not a curated record